Messenger RNA from Rhodamnia argentea, 2823 nucleotides. Its product is annotated as CLP protease regulatory subunit CLPX3, mitochondrial. Gene Ontology annotation, biological process: protein catabolic process; proteolysis; protein folding. Gene Ontology annotation, molecular function: ATP binding; ATP hydrolysis activity; ATP-dependent protein folding chaperone. Gene Ontology annotation, cellular component: mitochondrial matrix. The transcript is spliced from 15 exons. Bases 445 to 2601 code for a protein of 718 amino acids. Lineage: Eukaryota; Viridiplantae; Streptophyta; Magnoliopsida; Myrtales; Myrtaceae. The record is from RefSeq and is a predicted model, not a curated record.
GGAUUGGGUGAAGUGGCGAAGAGGAGAGAGAGAGAGCAAUUGCGAUGCAUCGAGAGACGUGUGUGUAGUGUUCUUUUGUUCGGUCGGUUUCAUUUUUUCUCGGUCCUGUCGUUCGUUUCUCUUCUCCGAAAACCAUAACUUCGAGCACAGAGCGAGUUCCGUUUCUCCAGUUCAGUUUCAUCGUCUCUCUCUCUCUCUCUCUCUCUAUCUUUCUUAAAAAACAUUUCUUUGUCCAUGCAAUUGCAAUUCUCUCCUACGCUUCCUCGUCGCUUGCUUCAUCCACAGUCCAUGGACUCUAUAUAAAAUCGAUUACUUUACUUUAUCUAUUCUGUAUAACUUCCCACUUUGUAUGUUACCCAAAAGCACUCUCCAGAUCCCAAUCCUCUCUCUCCCUCUCUCUCUCUCUGGUAACAGCGACCCAGAAAGGCUCUCUGCAAUCUUAUUAUGUCUCCGACGAUUUGGAGGUGGAGGAAGCUCAAAGGGUUGGUGGGUUCCAAAUGCUUGAACCGUCCCUCCUCGUCUUCGUCCUCUUCCUCCUCGCAGCAACACCACCGUUACAUGCAGGUCUCCGCCAUCUCCACCCACCUGAACUACCUCAACCUCGCCUCCCACCGCCGCCGCGAGUCCCUCAUCGGCGUCCAGGAGCGCUACAAGUGGGACCACGGCGGCUCCGACGACCUCCGCCACCGCAAGAUCCGGGCCGAGGCCAAUUGCCCUCGAUGCUCCAAGAGUAUGGAUCUCCUCUUCUCCAAUCGUCACUUCUCGCCUAAUCUCGAUCAGAAUUUCGCCCAGAACAAUAGCAACAACGGCGGCGACAUUGGGAAAGCCGCGUCCGGUGGUUAUCAGGCCGUCAAUUUGUGCCCCAAUUGUAAGACUGCUUACUACUUCCACCCCUACCGGAUUGCCCCUCUCCAGGGCAGCUUUGUCGAGAUUGGGAGGGUGGUGACCACGAACAAGACCAAUAAUGGCGUCGAAAAGAGGAACAAGAAUGGCGGUGCCCCGAAUACUGGUAAUAGCGCUGGUGCUAGCUCUGAUGAGGACAAUAGGAGUGGUGUUGGGUACAAUGAAUUUGUGAAUAGUAAGCUGCGGUUCUCCUUCUGGGAGACUCUCAGGUCCUACAGUGGGGAUCCGCCAGAGAAUUGGCCGCCUGCUCCUGGCCCACCUGCUGGGAAUGGGUUGGCCGUGCAUACUCCGCCUGGGCCACCGUUUGCGCCCGGGGUCAAUGUGAUCCGGGCUGCUGGCCCCGGUGGAGGUGGCUCUGGCGGUGGCAAAGGAAGUGCUGCUGGUGGAAAUGGUGGGGAGAAGAACGGAUGGGGCGGGGCGAAUUUGGGCAAGGAUUUGCCCACGCCAAAGGAAAUUUGCAAGGGCCUCGACAAGUUUGUUAUUGGCCAAGAAAGAGCUAAAAAGGUACUCUCUGUGGCUGUUUAUAACCACUACAAAAGAAUAUACCAUGCCUCCGAAAGAGGGUCAGGAGCAGAGUCAGGAGUUCCAGAAGCAUUAGAUGAUGAUGAAAACGUGGAGUUAGAGAAAAGCAAUGUCCUUCUGAUGGGCCCCACAGGCUCGGGGAAGACAUUAUUGGCAAAAACACUUGCUCGUUUUGUGAAUGUGCCUUUUGUCAUUGCUGAUGCAACAACUCUCACACAGGCCGGUUAUGUUGGAGAAGAUGUGGAGUCAAUACUGUAUAAGCUGCUAACGGUAGCCGAGUUCAAUGUACAAGCAGCUCAGCAAGGAAUGGUGUACAUCGAUGAAGUUGACAAGAUAACAAAGAAGGCUGAAAGUUUAAAUAUCAGCAGAGAUGUUUCUGGUGAGGGGGUUCAACAGGCUUUGCUUAAGAUGCUGGAAGGAACAAUAGUAAAUGUUCCUGAGAAGGGUGCGAGGAAGCAUCCCCGAGGUGAUAACAUACAGAUCGACACAAAAGAUAUCCUUUUCAUCUGUGGUGGUGCAUUUGUUGAUUUAGAAAAAACCAUUUCAGAAAGGCAGCAAGAUUCUUCCAUCGGUUUCGGAGCACCUGUUCGUGCUAACAUGAGAGCUGGUGGUGUAACGAAUGCUGCAGUGACAUCAUCUUUACUUGAAUCAGUGGAAAGUGCUGACCUCAUUGCAUAUGGCCUCAUCCCAGAGUUUAUUGGACGCUUUCCAAUCUUAGUCAGUUUAUCAGCUCUGACAGAAGAUCAACUUGUUCAGGUCCUCACAGAACCAAGAAAUGCUCUUGGCAAGCAGUACAAGAAAUUGUUCAGCAUGAAUAAUGUCAAGCUGCAUUUUACAGAAAAGGCACUGAGAUUGAUUGCUAAGAAAGCAAUGGUGAAAAAUACCGGCGCCAGAGGUCUAAGGGCCAUCCUUGAAAGCAUUUUGACAGAAGCAAUGUAUGAGAUCCCGGACAUUAAGAUGGGAAAUGAGAGAGUAGAUGCAGUUGUCAUAGAUGAGGAAUCUGUAGGUUCCAUUGAAGCCCCAGGAUGUGGCGGAAAGAUUCUUCGGGGAGACGGUGCAUUGGAGCGUUACCUUGCUGAAGCAAAAUUUCAAAACUCAGCGGCAAAUGCAGAUGCAGCCGAAGGCGAAAUGCAGGAUGGCGAAUCAGAUGUAUCAUCAAGGGCCGUGAGCUUGUGAGGUUAUUACCGCCGAUAAAUAAUGUGGCUGUAAAAUGCAUUGCUGUUUCGGGAAUUGAUAAUUGGGUGUAAUUAUGACACUGUAGACAACAUAUAGCUCAGUUCAAUUUCAAUAGGAAAUAGGAAUUUAGUGAAGAGAAGCAAAUCUUUGAGCGCCGUUAAUUGAGCAGCUCCUUGUAUAAAACUUUAAUCGCAAUUAAAGGGGGAUUAACUGGUGGAAGAA